Molecule: messenger RNA, 1691 nt
Organism: Chara braunii
Lineage: Eukaryota; Viridiplantae; Streptophyta; Charophyceae; Charales; Characeae
Source: the annotation of a GenBank genome assembly
UGAUACCACAGCCCUGAAGGUCCAAAACCGUUCUCGUUAUUGUUUAUUUGUUUGUUUGCUUUUGCGUGUGCAUUCGUGUGUGUGUGUGUGUGUGUGUGUGUGUGGCAGGAGAGACUGUUUCGAGUUGUGGGGUUUCCAAUCAUGAAAAAUUGCCUCUAGGGAUACAACAACUGCAUGUUUGGGUAUGGGCAGACGGGAAGUGUAAAGACGUACACAAUGCUAGGUGACAUGAAUUUUUGUUCAGAGCUUCGAGGAAUGACGCCGCGAGUAUUCGAGCACUUGUUCGCUCGCAUACAGGAGGAAGAGGAAAGCCGACGGCAUGAACAACUAAGGUUCAACUGCAAAUGUUCUUAUCUUGAGAUUUAUAAUGAGAGCAUCACCGACCUUCUAGAUCCUUCUCGGACAAAUUUGUCGAGGCAGAAGAAGAAACAACUACUUCAGGAGCAGGGGUUCUGGAUUGGAAAGCGAGGAGAGAAGAUGGAAAGGAGAGCUCAGAAGGAGGAUGAGGGAAAUGACACAGCUUCUCAACAGGGGAAUGAUAAGGUUAGAGCUCCAAGUGGAGGUGGCUCAAUGAGGGAAGACAAGACACGAAGGGAGGAGCACAAUGAGAGGAAGUGGAAGGCAGUGGCAAGGUUGGAGAGGUUGAUCCGGUUGCAUGAGCUACUCAGGGAAAAUUGUGAAUGGAUCCUUGAGGGGGAGACAAAAGUGGAUGGCAGAUUGAGAAAAGUGGAAGAAGAAAGGAGAAGGAAACUGGAAGUUCGCAUUCAGGAACUCCAGGAAAGGAUGAAGGAAAAGACAGAGCUACUCACGCAAGGGGUAGCAAGCCUUGUCCCUGAAAUUUUGAAGGAGAUUCAGAGGUUGCGAGCAAGGGAAAAAAGAAGGGAUGUGCAGUGGACAAAAGUGGAGAAGGAGAUGGAGAGUCUGAAGACUGAGGUGGAAAGGGCAAAGAUUGAGCAGGGAAAGCUGGAAGUGAGGGUGGAAGCCUUGAGCACUGCCCUUGACAACAAAAGUAAGGAAGUGGAGACAGGAAAGAUGAAGAAGGAGAGGUUGAAAAAAGAAGUUGGUAAGUUGGAAGCAAGGGUUAGUGAGCAAGGUAAGGCGAUUGAAGCAGAGAAAAAUGAAAGGAAGCAGGAAUGUGACAAGUAGGAAAAAAUGUGGAAAGUGGUGGAAAAGGUUUUGAAAAAACAAAAGGGGGAUAUUCAGACGAAGAUCGAAGAAGGGGAUGCUAAGAAGGUUGAGGACAAAAAGGAAAACCCAAGGAUGGAAGGAGGUGAGAAAGGACUUGGGGAUAACAGUCGGGACAAGGGGUUAAUGGUAAGAAUUGUCACCUUACCUGAAAAGAAUGCUGGAGAAACAUCACUGACUGAUAACAGAGUGGGACAGGAUAGGAAGAGAUCCUACCUUGAGACAUUAUUUGGAGCAGCAUCAUAGGAUAUCCCAUCAUCUGCAAGGAGAUCAAAGAAAGAGGAGAAAAAGUUAUGUUGGUAUUGCAUGAAGGGAAUCCACAGGAGAGACGAUUGUCCUGGGCUUAAGACAGAUAGGGCAAAAGGGUUGGUUAGCCUGGAUGAGAAUAACAGAUUUAUCGAUAGGAGAGGAAAUCUGAUUAAAAGAACCAAAUAAGGGUUCAGGGUCUAAUUGUAUGAGCAGCUGGGACUCGCCUUAAAGGAUUAGAAUAAAACAAUUUUGAAAUC